This is a messenger RNA of Nerophis lumbriciformis (worm pipefish), 3032 nucleotides long. RefSeq names its product claudin 15a (gene cldn15a). NCBI's taxonomy places the organism in Eukaryota, Metazoa, Chordata, Actinopteri, Syngnathiformes, Syngnathidae. Gene Ontology annotation, molecular function: structural molecule activity. Gene Ontology annotation, cellular component: membrane; bicellular tight junction. The record is from RefSeq and is a predicted model, not a curated record.
AAUAAAAUAAUUUUUAACAAAAACAUCCACAUUUGAACAGUUUGGAAAGCUUUUAUCGGCAUAACAAAGUCCAUCAAACCGCCAAUUCCGUGCUUAUCACUGUUGUGGAAAAUUUGGCAAGUACAUUCUUAUCUUUAACGCCGCGUUUGCGACUCCACAACAUUAAAAAAAACAAAACUCACCCACACAUACACACACCUUGGCCUAGUUCACUGCUCAUCAAUCAUCUUGACCCAAUGUGGAGAUUCAAUUUGUCCACACUGCUUUAUGACAAGACAUUGUGUGUGUGUGUGUGUGUGUGUGUGUGUGUGUGUGUGUGUGUGUGUGUGUGUGUGUGUGUGUGUGUGUGUGUGUGUGUGUGUGUGUGUGUGUGUGUGUGUGUGUGUGUGUGUGUGUGUGUGUGUGUGUGUGUGUGUGUGUGUGAGUGAGUUAGUGUGAGUUAGUGUGUGUGUGAGUUAGUGUGUGUGUGAGUUACUCAUUAACUCACCUGACAGCACCGAAACUCCCCGGGAACAAACUAUGACCUUUGGUGUCAAAGAGGUGAUCGAGGGUGUCCAAGAUAAGAUGAACAUCCCAAAACAUUUUUUAAAAAUCAUACAGUAUUAAUAAUUAAAUAUUAAUUUGCGUCACUUCCACUUUUUAUUGGGUAAUGCAUAUUGCAAUUUAUGUUACGGUUAAUUAUACACUCAAAUUACAUAAGUCAAUAGUCCAUGUUCAUCCUCCCUCACUUUUACAUGAGUAUGUAAAAAAGUUAUUGGAUUUUUUUUUCUGUCCUUUACAAGUAAUCAAAUCAAUAAUAAAGAGGACAACAUAAAGUGAUGCAAAGACAACAAGACGGCGGUAAAAAUUACGCCAUAAAAACAAAUAUUUAUGAUGGAUCAAUCAAAACGAUGCCAUGUGCAAUAAGUCAGAUUUAUUUUAUUGGUGGACAGGAGUUAGUCCAUUUUUUGGUAUGGUCUGAAUAACGGCUUUAAUAUGUAGAAAGCUGAAAUCAUUCAUUUUUGGGGAAUUGCAUGUGGACUAUUCACAGCUUCCAUCUUGACCUCUAUCCGUAAAAACGUGAGCUUAUGUGUUUUAUCUAAAUGGUGUCAACUUAGCAGACUAUCAGUGUGAGAGAGUUGUUAUCAGAAAGCUAAUUUAUCAACACACAAACCAUAUUGGGUAACUUACACCUUUUUGUUAUUGGAUUUCCUCUUCCUGAAUUAAAGCCUGCUGUGCAAAUACACUUGUAAGUCAUAUCUUAAUAGAUUUCCUCCGCCUUGUGUCAUUAAAUAAAGUAAAUGUUAUUUGUACGAUGAUGCAGUGCAUCAAGUAGUACCCGAGCAAGACUGUUUGUAAAGCUUCUGUAUUGGGUUGGAAUGGGUGUACCGGAUGAAGGAGAGGGCAUACACAAAGUUUAGAAAAACAGCAAAAAGAGUCAAAAACAAACAACAUAAAAAACAAAAAGAUGCUAAGUGAAAACACUAAGUAAACAGAUGUGGGGGGGAAAAAAACAUUCAUAAAGACUCGAAAAAGGAAAACUAAAUAUAAAGACAAAGUAUAAAAAAGUAAAAAGGGCAUGUGUGGCAAAGAUGACCAUUGGACUUUGCGUGAUAAACACCUGUUGCGAUUCACGGGUGUAAAAUGGAAUCAGAUAUGCGGUUUGUAUGUGCAGGGAAAAAAGAAGGGGGGUUGAAGUGGGCGGAGAGAGCGGGUGGUAUAUAUCAACGUUUUAUCACACCACUUUUAACAUUCGGCAAAAACUUAUUGACACGAUACACGCCUGCCUCCAUUACCUCCGAUGCUUUGAUUUGUGCUACGGCUUGGAUACGAAGACUUGACGGGCCUCAGUGGUGACAGGCACGGUCAUGGAUCCCAUUGUGGAAGUAGUAGCUCUGAUCCUGGGCUUCAUCGGCUGGGUGAUGGUGGGGGUCGCCUUACCCAACCGCUACUGGAAGACGUCCACUGUGGAUGGGAACGUCAUCACCACGUCUACCAUCUAUGAAAACCUGUGGAUGUCCUGUGCCACCGACUCCACGGGCGUUCACAACUGUCGUGAAUUUCCAUCUCUGCUGGCUUUGAAUGGUUACAUCCAGGCGUCGCGGGCCUUGAUGAUUGCAUCCGUGGCAAUGGGCACCUUCGGACUGGUGGCGGCCCUCAUUGGCUUACAGUGCUCCAAAGCUGGGGGAGACAACUACGUCUUGAAGGGAAGGAUAGCUGGCACCGCCGGAGUCCUAUUUAUCCUUCAAGGUCAGGUGACACUAGAGAGUGUUAAGAAGUUGCUUUGCAGGAAUAACAAGCAUCAAGAUUAUGACGUGAUAAAAAGGGUUAUGGAUUAUAAAAUUUGUAUUUUAUUGCAUAUACAAAUCAAUGUUUGGCUUCCAGCGAGACUUUGGACUUGUAAGUCAGUGGCUGCCACUGCUUCCUUAAUCAUUAAAGGAGACGUUUGCUCCACAAUAGGCUUGUGUACAAUGGUCGCCGUGUCUUGGUACGCCUUCAAUAUCACCCAGGAAUUCUUUGACCCUUUCUACCCCGGCACCAGGUACGAAAUAGGUGAGGCGCUUUACAUUGGCUGGUGCUCGGCUGUGCUCGCCAUCGCUGGAGGGGCGUGUCUGACUUGCUCCUGCAGGACAGCCACGGAGGAAAAGUACCCUUUCCCCCAAACAAGAGGAACCGCAUACUCUGGACCGGCCCGGACCAGAAGUGUGAUUGCCAGCACUUACGGUCGAAAUGCGUAUGUUUGAACAGAAGCAUUGGCAUCUCAUCUUUUUAUUUUUAUACUCAUAAAAAAUUUUUUGUAGGUAUGCAAUAAUGUGUAAAAUAAUAUUUUUCAUUUUGUACAUUCCUCAAAUUGUUAUUUAUAUUCACAUGUCAAGUAUUCACAAACAAUCUUUGAUUUCAAUGUGUGUGUGUGUGUGUGUGUGUGUGUGUGUGUGUGUGUGUGUGUGUGUGUUUUAUACAGGCUUUUUAUGGAUUUUUUUUUUUUUUUUUACAAUGUGCGGAACAAAUGUAUAUAUGUGGCCACUUUUAUGAUGAAUAUUUGAGUAAAAUAG